Molecule: messenger RNA, 4256 nt
Organism: Thrips palmi
Lineage: Eukaryota; Metazoa; Arthropoda; Insecta; Thysanoptera; Thripidae
Exons: 12
Coding region: 583-3303 (906 amino acids)
Source: RefSeq, a predicted model, not a curated record
CUUCUCACCAACGAAUCAAAAACUUGUCUCACACAAACAGAUACAACUGUCAGGACUUCCCUCCCCGUCCCCUCUCCACCAAGGCUUGUCUAGGUCGCUAAAGUCGUCUAUAGAUAAGCGAUUUCCCCAGUUUCCCAUUUCAUCUCCUCAAGCAGCCAAAGAACACUUUUCACGCUCGGUUCCUUGACUCGGAAAAAAACUUUUGAUCUUCCAGCACGUUUCAAAUUUCCCGCCCAGUUGCUCUAGGCACUACUAACAGACAGUACUUUCUUCAUACAGUUUCGGUGAUUUCUGUCCAAAAAUAUUGAAAUUAAAGUACAUAUUCGUUUCGAAACUGGUACAAACGUUGGAAUGGAAUCUCAACAAACACUACAACAUAAAAGUGCAUAGUUUGGAUCGAGCAGUUAGACCCACCCCCUGCGAGUGACAGUUGACUGUCGUCAGCAGAGCAGAAGGCCUUUAGGGGGUGUUGUUAGUGAUUCAUUCCUCGUUCGUCACAGGAAAACACUUAUCAUGAUAAUUAUUGUAUGACACAUCCUUUCGAGGAGAGGAACCCCUCCACUUGUCACCCGCAAAACAAUCAUGUCAUACCGAGGGAGUGCAAGCUCGUUGAGCGCACUGCCUUUGAGCAGUGCUGCAGCACUAGCCAAAGCGCCCACAGCCCUGGAGCAACUGCUUGAGGAAAUCAACUUUCAGCGUACCAAAGAAAUGCGACAAAUGCUUAAAGAUGAUUCAGGGUUUGUCAUGGUGCAUGGAACUACGUACUGGACAGAUCUUUUCGUGAGACAUUUUCUAUUUCAAACUGAUCGGAAUAUAGAUUGUGAUGAUCUUCUGUUUUUUGUUCGUAAGAAACACAUAAAGAGUUCCUCUAGAAUCCUUCCAAAGUUUGAAACUGAAGUGGAUGUGUUCAGGAAAGCAAGCCGCAAACUGCCUAUUGGAGAUCCAGACAUGGAUUGGGAGGAAACAGUGUAUCUGAACUUAAUUAUACAUCAAUUUGACUACACUUUAACUUUGGCCAUCUGCACAAGAACCAGCCCCAAAGAACUGCAAGUUCUUCGAAGGCACUCUCAGAAAGUAUAUGCAUCCCCCAGUAGAAGAAGAAUGGAUACUAAAGCAGAAGUGGAAGAAAUGACUUACCCAAAUGUUUGCUUUAUGGUGGACAAUUUCAAUGAGGUAUUUUCAGACAUAAUGGUUAGAGAUGGGGAAAUGGUGUGUGUGGAAUUAGUUGCUUCUGACAGAGAUGGAGCAAUUCAGGGUGUCAUAUUUCUUGGCUCUAUCCGCUAUGAUGCACUCAAGAGAGUGUAUGAUGCCAGGUCAAGUUUGAGUUCAAAAAUGGCUCAAAGGAUGACAUUUGGUCUUUUCUCCAACUCCUCAUCACAAAGAGUUGAGUUUGUACGGAUGAAAGGACCACAAGGAAAAGGCCAUGCAGAAAUGGCUGUGACAAAACCCAAAGGAUACUCUGGGGCUGAGACACCAACUUCAGAGCCAGGCUACUGUGCAACUGACAUGUGGGAUUCUGAUUGGGAUUCUGAUCCUGAAGAAUUUUUUGUGUACAGACACCAGCGUCGACUGAGUGAUCCCAGUGCAAAUAUUAACAAUUUUGUUAGAGGAGGAUGGAAGACAAAGCCCUCAGAUUCGGCUGGCUCUAAAGCCAGGUCAGAAAAUGAAGGCCUUGAUUCCCUUGCCAAUGGUCUCAAUGAGAUAGAAGCUGGAGAUCUCAGAGAUGAUUGCGAGUUUUGCGUGCACUCUGCCUCCAUUACCACUUCUGAUGCUUCCCCUCCUUCAAGAGCCAGCAAUACUAUUACAAAGGCUACUAGUUCCUCUGCCACAACUACCACUUCCACUACCUCUUCCACUUUGUUUAGAAGUCUCCCACCAACAUCUAUCAUAUCUUCCUUUUUCCCCAACUGCAAGUCAAAACGCCCUGGGCGAGUAGUCCCAUGUGCAUCAGAGACUGAUGAAGGGGAGAUCGAGCAGCCUUCUGAGUGCAAAUGCACAGAUGAUGAUUUGCUAAAGGUCCCAGAGGGCCGAUGCCACUUUGAAAGAACCCCUCCACCUGCUGAAUUAGUAUUUUGUGAGAAAGAGUCCUUACAUGUCUACGCUGAGGACAGCAAAGCCCAGGGCCUUGUAUCCAAUAUCGCAGAUGCUGAUCAAGAGAGUAAAAACAAAACUGUAGUUACAGUCAAUACUGCAGAGAGUUCACAACCCUGUCAUUUAGAAGGCGAGACAACGCAAUUACCAGUAAAUAGUGGAGACCUGGAGGAGAUUGAAGGUAGCGAUGAUGAUUUUGAAGACUGUAAUUCCUCAAUUAGCAAUGCAAGCACAUCUGUUUCAUCACAGAAAUCUUGUGAUUUGGGUGAGGAACCCAAAGAAUCAGAGAGUCACAGUGAUGUUUGGAGUGAUGCAGAAGAAUUGUCCCAAACUAAUGAAAUUGCAGAUUUAAACAUAAGCAAUGAAACUUUACUCAAAAGUAACUCUGAAUCUUUUAGUGACGGGGCAAACACAGGAUAUUGUAAUGAUGAUAUUUUACCAUCCUCAAAAGUAGGGAAUUUAAUGUUGUGCCGUUCAGAAGAUGAGGAAAAAAUUAGCUCACAACAUAAUAAGACAAUUCUUGAAAACUUGUUGACUGAAGUGGAGAAACAGACUGUGAUAAACUCGUGUGAGGAAGAAAAUACUAAGACUCCCAGUGAAAAAUGCAGCUUUCUACCAACAACUAACAAAGUUGUUGAAGAACCCAAGACUGAUUUUGAAGUGUGUGCUCAUGGCAUUGAAAUGACAAGUUUGUGCCUUUUGUGCCUGGGAUACUCAAAAACUGCAUUUUGGCAAAAAUCUGACUGUGCAUUUAGACUGAAAGCGAAUUUCCAAAGUGGUGAAAGUAAUGAAGAUGAAAGACUAGAAAAGAAGACUGAACAUUUGACAUUUACAAAUUCAAAAUCUGUUAGAGUAGAUUCAGGGAGUGAAAUGCACUCCCAAACUUUACCUCGCAGACGCAAGUCAGAAUCAAGCAUGAGACAAAAGCGUAAUGUUGUACCUCCACAUAAGAUAUUACCCGAUGGAACAGUCAUUUACUAUUGGUGUGAUGUCCCAGGUGGACUAGGAAAAUCUCAAAAUGAGCUUGAUGAUGGAGCUUACAACCCACUGUGGACCAUGCGAGGAUUUACUCAAACAUUCCAUUUUUGGAAAGAGAACAAGAGAGCCCAAUCUGUUCCAUUGAAUGCAUUUCUUACUUAUGUAACUCUGCCAUGGUGGAGUAUUGUUAAAGACAUCUUGGAUCACCGAGAAAGUCCCAUUUUGACUUUCUAAUUUGGAAAGGUGCUGCAGCAAGUAGUGCCAACCACAGAUACUUGCAUCAUAGACUCUAGUCAAAAACUACAUUUAAAUUUGUUCCUUGCAAAACUUUAAAAGAUAAAGAGAAAAGAAGUAAACUGCGUGAUUAAUAUUGCACUCAUUGACUGUCGACAUUGUUAGAACCUACCUCAGAGGUAUAUUUUUCUCAUGUUGAAGGUAGAUAUUUGUUUCAUGCUUUCCAUCUGUACCCCGGCAUUUAAAGUGUCCCCUACAAAAUAGUACAAAGUAAAGAAAGAGAAAACUGUAAUUCAGUUGGAAUGGUGUUUAGUGUUCAACUCUGCUCUGCCAAGGUUUGCAUUUUUUUAAAUUUAUUUUUUAACGCAAAGCUGCUCUUGCAAGAAUCAAACAAGCUUCAAUUCCUAGUAGCUAAUGUAUAGCCAAACUAAGUUUCAGCUGAAAUUAGCUUUCUAACAAAGAUAAAUGUAAGGCCAAAUUUUGAUCUCUCUCUUAAAUUUUUCUAGAAAUGUGUUUGACAUCUUCAAGAGUUUAUUUCUUGUAUUUUGAAAGUAUAUUGAAUGUUGCAACAAUUGUAAAGAGAUUUGCAUAACAUAUACAUUUAAUCUUUCAUGUAGUAAAAAGGAGUACUUUUGUUUACAAUCUUAAUUACUCAAAUGCAGUUUAUAAAAUGAAAGGUGGGGUCAAGAAGCUUUUCGCCCUGUACAAUAUGACACCAUCUAUUUGGAAACUUAAUGCCUCUUAUUGUAUGCUCUAGAGUAGUUUGACUGUACUCAAAGUAUGUUGUUGGGAUUGAUUGUUCAAAAUAUUUUUUAUUGAGUGAGUUGUUCUGAGAAUGUUUAAGCCAAAUCAUCUAGGGUGGUUAGAAUUUAUAAGACAAUUUAUUCCUCUACAAUAUUUAUUGAAGUGUGUCAGCAGUUCUUGAUUAAUAAAAUAUUGGUUGUACCAUGACA